This is a messenger RNA of Anopheles bellator, 927 nucleotides long. RefSeq names its product protein atonal-like. The record is from RefSeq and is a predicted model, not a curated record. Gene Ontology annotation, molecular function: protein dimerization activity. NCBI's taxonomy places the organism in Eukaryota, Metazoa, Arthropoda, Insecta, Diptera, Culicidae. The transcript has a single exon. The coding region runs from base 1 to 927 and encodes 308 amino acids.
AUGAGUUCGGCGUACGUGCAGCAGUACAAUCAUGCAUCCGCGUACGGCGCAGGAGGAAAUAUGGUGGCAUAUGGUGGCGGUGGUCUUGGGCUGGACACUGUCGUCUACGGUCACUACAACAACAACGGUAGCGGCACUAACGGAGCUACUAUGGGCGGUACCGGUGGCUGCUACGGUUAUGGCACGGAUAGUGGGUCCUCCGAAGGCUAUCACAGCCCAGGUCCGGUGUCCAGCCCGGAGUCGUACUACAACCACACGAGCCCCGCAGAGUACACCAGUCCGGCCAGCCCGUACACCGGUUUCGGGUACGGUGGUUCCACGAUGCACGGUGCAGGACGAGCGGCCAGCAACGUCAAUGGGAACUGCGAUCAGUACUACAACUACGCCACGAACUGCUUCAAAACGGCAUCCCCGACCGUGCCUCGGUACACGGUAGCUGAGAGCGGUCCUCCGCUCCGCGAUCGAUCCCUGCCCAGUGAGUACUCACGGUGUGACGACGUCCCGCAGGAGAUCCCGCCGAGAGCAACGUUUUCGUCCUCAGCACACCCGGCGGCUCCUAAGCGAGCUGCCACGGCGAUGGCUCCCUGUCAGACCGGUCACAGUGCACCGUUCUACAAUCCGUACGCGAUACCGGCGGUCCGAGAUCACAGCAGCCCGGCGCACAGCUCCGGCAGCUCCGUUUCGCCAACCCCGUCACACUCGAGUGAACAGUCUGCGGUCACGAUCCAGCCGGAGGUGGUGAAAAAGCGCCGCCUGGCGGCGAAUGCCCGCGAACGGCGGCGCAUGAACAGUUUGAACGAUGCGUUCGAUCGGCUGCGGGACGUGGUGCCAUCACUUGGGAACGACCGGAAGUUGUCCAAGUUCGAAACGCUUCAGAUGGCACAGACAUACAUCGCGGCACUCAACGAGCUCCUGUCGCGGGACUAG